Rhizopus microsporus ATCC 52813 is the source of this 1055-nucleotide messenger RNA. RefSeq lists its product as uncharacterized. The transcript has a single exon. Gene Ontology annotation, cellular component: nucleus. Gene Ontology annotation, molecular function: RNA polymerase II transcription regulatory region sequence-specific DNA binding; DNA-binding transcription activator activity, RNA polymerase II-specific. The record is from RefSeq and is a predicted model, not a curated record. Bases 122 to 856 code for a protein of 244 amino acids. Gene Ontology annotation, biological process: regulation of transcription by RNA polymerase II. Lineage: Eukaryota; Fungi; Mucoromycota; Mucoromycetes; Mucorales; Rhizopodaceae.
CUUGAGCAAACUGCUGCAUUUGUUAUAAAUAGGAACUGUUGCUCAACUCAAGUUUUUCUUAUAUAAAUAACUCAUCUUGCAUCUCUUUCUUACCUUUUUCUUCUUCUUUCAAAAACUGAGAAUGCAAACAGCUCAUUCGGGCAACCAUACUUCAUACUCAAAUAAUCAAGGAAAACUCAUGUCAAUAUCCUCUAUCAUCGCAUCAAGUUCAAACCCUUACUACAAGGAUGAAAAGAGGAUCUCUCUUCCUGGUCAUCCUUACAAUCACCCUCACCAUUUCCCUCUCUUUCGUUCCCCACCUGCUUCCCCAGAGCCUUCGUCUCCAUCUUCUCUGUCCUCUUCACCAAGACACUCUAUGUGUUCUAUGCAGCAAAAAUCUACAGAUGAUGAAGAAGAUCGCGAAGCUUCUAGUGUUCCACUGACUUUGGAAGAACGUCGACUGAGGAACAAGGCUGCCUCUGCAAAAUAUCGCCAAAAGAAAAGCCAGCAACAUAGUGAGAUGAAAUACAUGAUAAGUAAAUUAUCCGAACAAAACGCUGUGCUCGAGCGACAGCUGCAAGAGCUGCGACUGGAGAACGAACGACUGAAGGCAACAUCGGAUAGGCUUAGGGGUAAGAUGGUGGCAAGAAAAAUGCUAAAAAAAUGGAUUGGAAAGCAAGCAUCUGCAUCAGAUAACAUGGUAUGCUCUUAUAAUCAACAACAGCAACAUUAUCAACAGUACGGUGAUCGACUGUCCUACCUCUGUCAUCUUCCUAGCAAUAGUCCACUCACUACUGAACUCAGUUCAAACAUGAUUGAUAUCUCAAACAGCGAGCAGGAAGAUGAUGUUGAUGAUGUUGACCUUAGCUCUGAUUAACCCUUUCAAUGGUAAACACUGUGCAAAGCCUUUAUAUAGAUUUUUCUUUUGUUUCAAUACCUGUCUUUCUUUACAACUUUCUUUUAUGUGUACAUUAUGUUUCUUUUUUUUUUUCCUUCUUAUGUGAUAUAUAAAAACAUAUUUCUUUUAAAAUAAAGCAUAUCAUUUCUUCUUUAUUUCUACUGCAUUACAAAAGGCG